CGAAGAUUCACAGCCUCACGCGCUCUAAUGCCACAGUAGCCGCAGUUCCCAGAGAAACAAAUAUGGCUCACUUCUAUUCACUUUAUGUGCUUUGCCUGCUGACUUUCAGCUUUGCGUAUGGAAGGUACACGGACGAAAAGUUUGCGAAGACCCACCGUGAGAUUUCGGAAUGGCUACGCCGGUACAUAUCUGCGGAAAAGCAACGUCUCGGUACCAUUCGUAAAAGACUCGAAGUGUUCGAAGCAGCCGUAAAAGCAGCCGAAGGCGUCGACCCAGAGGAGUACCUCGGUCUUCCCAUGAACGCCUUCUUGCUGAUCAAGAGGUUGGCCAAGGAUUUCAAGGAAAUCGUUGAGAUAGCGAAGGACGAAACGAACUCGAAGCUGCUCUUGGAAAUGAGACCCGACGGUAAGAGAGGACGAAAGCUAAGGUUCCCAACAAGAAAAGAUGUCCUCGAAGCCUCGCGGAACGUGUUGAACUACCAGAAAGAAAACGGCCUGACGGCCGCGCAGGUCGCUGAUGGCAUUGGAGCCAAUGAAACAGAUUUGCAAACGCAGCUGUCGGCGAGGGACUGUUAUGAGAUAAGCAUAGCAGCGAAAAGGGUCGGUGAAAUCGAGCAAGCCAGAGAGUGGAUGCAAGUGGCUGAAUCACGUACGGGGGAUGCGACGAUGGACAGCGUUGUCGUAAAUGAGUACCUGGCAAUUUUUGCUUUCGAGCUCGGGGACACUGAAAAUGCCAUGGCGUUUACGCAGAAGGUUGUUGCAAUGGAUCCAAGAAACGUCAGGGGAAUUCUGAACCUAGAAUUUUAUGAACAAGUCGCCACGAAGCCGUACGGGGUUGGGUAUAAGAGACCCGAGAACAGAGAGUUUCAAGAUUUUGUUCAGGACACGAUUUCUUUCAAGCCUUAUUGUCGCAGAAUAUCGUACAGACAUAACGUACGAUUUCCUGGCAAUGUUUACGUUGAAACAAUUCGGGAAGAACCUCCAGUUUUGCUGUACAGAAACUUUUUGGGCGAAAGUGAAGCCUUGUUUCUUCAGGAAGCGUUUCAGUUUGGGAGUAUAGAACUUGGCAGUGGCGGUGAGAACAUUUCCCCUGGUUCAAAGAGCGCAGCGAUGCUUCAGGAGCUAUCUGGCAGGAUUGAAGGUGUAACCGGGUUGGCAUUAAAUGAUGAGCAGGCACCCUGGAGAAUAAUUAGGACAGACUGCCAGUAUGGGACGUUGCUUAGUCCAGGUCAAUACUUGAAGAGGAAGCCCUUGGCGACGUGGUGGACCUUCUUGUCCGAAUCUCAGUUCCUCGUGGAUCAGGACAACGGAACACAGCUGUUCAUGGGACAAUCGAUUUUGCGGUACCACGUGGGGAUGAACGGACACCGUGAGUCCGAAAUGAUUCAAUACAAUUGCAGUGGAAACAGUGUCAUCCUCGCUAAGCGCAUCAUGCUCGAAGGUCAGCAACAGUUCUAUUCACGUCCCAUCAAGGCAGGGUCCUUCGUCGACGAUGCAGUGGACAGCCUUUUAAAAAUGCCCAGCGCUGCAUGGAACAUGACCAUAGGACUAGUCAUGUGAUAUCGUUAUUCGUACGUCAUGCAGAAUGUUUUUGUGCAAACAGUUCCACUUUUCGCUUUGUUAGUGUGCUGACUGGUCAACUGGAAUUGAACGUUCUUGUGUCGUUAUGCGCUGAACGCAAUCGCUAUGGCUUUUACAAAUUACCGUGUAAUGGGCGACAUUGAAGCGCUCUUGCGAGGCCUCCGAAAGGAAGCAAACUGUGAACUACAGCUGGGACGUCGAGGGCGGUGAAACAGCACCGCUAUUUUUUUUAGAGCGGUAGGGGGAUGAGUGAUCUUUAUGGGCGUUACUAUAGUGAUAGGUUUCUUUGCUCACAUUCCCUUCGUGAUAUACAAAACCGUACGCUUUGCUGUAAUAAAGGUCCAAGCCAG
This is a messenger RNA of Ornithodoros turicata, 1930 nucleotides long. RefSeq names its product prolyl 4-hydroxylase subunit alpha-1-like. Gene Ontology annotation, molecular function: procollagen-proline 4-dioxygenase activity; protein binding. The transcript has 2 exons. The record is from RefSeq and is a predicted model, not a curated record. Lineage: Eukaryota; Metazoa; Arthropoda; Arachnida; Ixodida; Argasidae. Gene Ontology annotation, cellular component: endoplasmic reticulum. Bases 63 to 1559 code for a protein of 498 amino acids.